AUGGAAAGCACAGCCACCUCUACGCCCUCUCCGGGCCCUAUCCCCCAAAAGAGCCCUAACUCACCACCGGAGGAGCCACAACCAAGUCCUCCGAGCCUCAAAACAUUUUUCUACAAUAUUAUAUCACAUGCUUGGACUAUUAUCUCGGUCCCACCGGCAGUAAUCCUUCUUUACCUGAAUCUCCAUGAGAAGGUUGUCGGCCCAGAGCUUGGUCGGUCAAGGGCCGACACAGAGGCCGUACUCAACAUACUUCAAUACGUGUCGAAGGCCCUCGAGAUCACCAUGGUGCUCUGCCUCGCCAAUUUGGCUCGCCAAUUAGUCCAGAGCGCACUGAUCAGCAAGAAAGGCACGAUUCUUGCUCUUGUCGGGGCGGAACAAGUGACUGCUUCCCCGACCGUGCUAGUUUCCAGAGGUUACAUGUCCGCUUUGAAGUUUGGGUUAGGUUAUUUUGGGAGAUCGAGUGGAGGAGACCCCAAAGGGAGGGGUAGGAGGUUAGGUGUAUUAACGAUAUCGGCAUUUCUUCUUCUUGCAGGUCUACUUUGCUUAUCAGUGGGCCCUUCGAGCGCCGUACUUCUGAUUCCGGCUCGGCACUGGUUUUUCGAAAAGGACUUGAAGCCCAAUGAAAUCUUGCAACAGUGGAACAUAAGUUCGGGCUCAGCAUUACUAUCAAAACGCUCCCCGGGUUAUCCUUACAUCUUCCUUAACCCGCUUGACUCCGACAUGAAAAAAGUACAAGACAAUAUGUCCGCCGGCGGGAUGUGGUGGAACUACACUGGGAACUAUUGGCCAAUGCCAGAGAAGAUAUUGGGUGCAAGUAAUGCCUAUAUCCAGAGAGAAUCAACUGAAACUCAUAAAUUCGACAUUUUGAUGCAUCCAGUGACUGUGAAUAGCAGCACAUUGCUCAGGCCUCGUUUCUUGAACAUCGAUGAAAAAUGGAUCGGAGGAACGAACUUUACAACCCUAAUGUGGGAUGAUGUUGAAUACGGGGGCCAAGCAAAUCUCACCUAUAAGCCCACUGCUGCGAAUAACCCGACGCCGACAUUGUUCAAAACCACAAUGAGGGCCGUGAGAUCAACAACCGUUUGUCGACGCGAACGUAGGUUAUCAUGCGCAGACUCAUCUAAGAUAAUAGCACCCGCCAGCAAUUCCACUGAGUGGUGCUUUCAACCUGUCGCCCCGAAUAAUACAACAAGCAAAGAAGUCCUUAGAAGUCGGGAUCUUCUGCUACUUGUGGACCAUCGAAAUGCUACGCUGCGGACGAUAGGCGGUAGCGUGGAUGAUUAUUUCCUUUUUCCCAGAUUUUAUAUCACCGAAGGUCACCGUCUACAAUCCAACAAUCUUUUUACCGACUCAAUACAAUUUGUGUUCGAAUUCGAAGAGGACUUGAUCGUCUGCGCUAACACGGCGGCGCUCACGUCGGCAACGGCAACCCUUUCCGGUCGGCUGUAUGAGGUCUUCGGAGCAGAGUAUCACAAGGAAAUCUCCUAUGAUGCGAAGACAAGGACUCCACACCCACCUGCAACAUUCCUAUUUCAAGAAGGCUGGCUAGACUAUGAGCACGUAGGAGGUUUCAAUGUCUACCCUGGCGGUGGAAACACGACGGCCUUUCUAAGUAAAGAACGUUCUAAACGUGGAGAAACAAUGAAUCCCUCACUACUAGCAUGGGCGAAAAAGGUGGUAAACUCUAAUAAUCAAAUGGGGGAUACUAUAUGGAGACCUCUGGACCACUCCUUUACGGAUAAGACCAAGCUGGACAUAUUGAACCGUCAGCUUUCGGAAAACCACUUGGAAACGUUGACACACAUAAUCGAUGCUUCAACGGUUGAGGUAACAGUUGGCGGACCUUGGGUCACCCUGUUGUCAUUAUUAAACAGCAAAUCUCAGAGUCAGUAUGCGUUUCUACCGACGUCACCGAAGUCGGACGUACUUAUUCAAUCAAUCCAGAACUAUAAGAAUCUUGUGUAUUCGCCAGUUUCUGUCUACCACCGCCUUUACGGAUACUCAGUUAGCCCGACGAUAAUACUAGCCAUGACCGUAGUUACCAUGUUCGUGGCUGUUGCUUGCUGUGGCUCAAUAUGGCAGCUGUGCAGGGGUAGCAGCGCGGAAGUAACUUGGUCGUCUCUCCCCGAGUAUCUCUUGCUAGGAGAGAGCACUGCUACUGAGAUGGGAAGACUAUCGUAUCGACAGCUCAUGAAAGGACAGGAGGAGAGAUUUGAAUGCGGUGUGCAAGUUCUUCGUGAUGAAACUAGUGGCAAUCAUCGUUUAAUCAUUCCGACGGCCAAGCAAGACGCUGAAAUCCUCCAGUAG
Morchella importuna is the source of this 2307-nucleotide messenger RNA. RefSeq lists its product as uncharacterized. NCBI's taxonomy places the organism in Eukaryota, Fungi, Ascomycota, Pezizomycetes, Pezizales, Morchellaceae. The transcript is spliced from 2 exons. The record is from RefSeq and is a predicted model, not a curated record. The coding region runs from base 1 to 2307 and encodes 768 amino acids.